GGGUGUGGUCUGAGCACACGUGAAUAAACAUGGCCACCAAAUACAGGAGAACUUUAAGCUUUCUUUCUGCAGGGAAGAUACACCUAAAGAACAGUGUUAAGGUUGUAAGUAUAUUCUACAAUCUAACAGACCCGUCCUGUAUCGGUGUGAAGGCGUUCAUGAAAGAGAAAGUGCCUCAAAUCCAGUACAAGAAUCCUGAAAUACAGAUAGUCUCUUUCAAGAACACUAAAACGACCCCACAAGUCACUGUGUAUCACAGUAACGACACAAAGACGUUCAUUGAUUGUAGAUAUAAAAAGUGUGAACAAAUUUUAGAAGAACUAUCAAUCACCUGUGCUAAACCACUUUCUCAAGUCGAACGUGAGGCUCAAUUAAGUUUGCCCAAUCCUGCUAACUUUGGUGACGUGAGAAAAGGUCAAUACUGUAUCUGUAGAAUACCUGGACAGAUACCAUGCCCAAGUAUAACUCCAGUACGUAAUGUUGAUCACUCGUGGAAGAAUAAAAGAGGGGCUUAACACUUGUAGCUACUUGCUAAUAAUAAUAAUAAUUCUUUAUUAGUAAAAAAAUAAUUUGUAGCUAUCUACAUGA
Molecule: messenger RNA, 588 nt
Organism: Amphimedon queenslandica
Lineage: Eukaryota; Metazoa; Porifera; Demospongiae; Haplosclerida; Niphatidae
Product: probable 28S ribosomal protein S25, mitochondrial
Exons: 2
Coding region: 30-515 (161 amino acids)
Cellular component (GO): mitochondrion
Molecular function (GO): structural constituent of ribosome
Source: RefSeq, a predicted model, not a curated record